Messenger RNA from Annulohypoxylon maeteangense, 2250 nucleotides. RefSeq lists its product as uncharacterized. Gene Ontology annotation, molecular function: DNA-binding transcription factor activity, RNA polymerase II-specific; zinc ion binding; transcription cis-regulatory region binding. The coding region runs from base 208 to 2214 and encodes 668 amino acids. The record is from RefSeq and is a predicted model, not a curated record. The transcript has 5 exons. NCBI's taxonomy places the organism in Eukaryota, Fungi, Ascomycota, Sordariomycetes, Xylariales, Hypoxylaceae. Gene Ontology annotation, biological process: regulation of DNA-templated transcription. Gene Ontology annotation, cellular component: nucleus.
UUAUUAAACAUCUUGCCUCAUUGCUUCAUUUUAUUCUCCACGUUUUUUCAAUCCCGUCAAGAGAACGGGAAUCGUUUUUCGCCUGGUUAGAUCCCGCUAAUCGUGUGUAUCGUCUCACCGUCGUUGGGCGGUUUCGACUCGUUCCGUGACACAAUACGUAUAAGACUUACAUACUUACUAAUUUACUUGGCGCGCUUGCCCAGCAGAAUGGACCUCGAUUCAACUGGUUCAACUUCAGGCGGCCAAGUAACGCUACACGGCCGCAAAUCCGUUCCUUACGGCCAAGCAUGCACCAACUGUUCCAAAGCCAAGUGCAAGUGUAUUAACCGCGGCGUCCUGGGCUCUAUCUGCGAGCGCUGCCAGCGUUUAGGCAAACAAUGUGUGCCAUCUGUUAGCGUGCGGAAGCGUGCCGUUCGGCGCCCCGCCGCCGAAAGGACGGCACAUCUCGAGGAGAAGCUCGACGACCUUGUUUCCAUACUCCGGGCUCAGGCUGCUGGCACGCCACCGACCGGGGCCUAUAGGGCUGGCGCUAGCGAUGAUCUGCCUGACCCCGGCAUUGAUCCCGACGCGAAUGCCGGUCCUGCUAUGGAGUUGGACCCGACCAUAGGGGUAGUGCCGGUCCCGGGUGAUAAGGCUGCGUCUAACACCCAACCGCUGCCGCUGCCCCCACCCGUUGAAGCCGCCUUUUGUACGAGAUUCACGAGUAUGAACUCGUACCCUACCCCUCCGUCUAUCGCCUCGUCUCAGGAUGGUGGUCCCUCUCCCGUCGAGGCCGAAGAGAUCUUGCGGGUAUUCCAAGAUCGAUUCCUCCCGUUCUUCCCGUUCGUAUAUAUACCGCCUGAAACUACUGUCGCACAAUUACAACAGGAAAGACCUCUCUUAUGGCUGACGAUAGCAUGUACUUGUUCCAAAUCACAGGAAAGGAAAGCAGCCUACAGCCAGAAAAUUAGAGAGUAUCUAGCACAGAAGAUGAUGAUAGAUCUUGAUCGAAAUAUUGAUUUGUUACUUGGGGUUGUAUGUUAUCUCGGCUGGGGCAUGCACCAUUUCACCGGCAAGCCAUAUAUCAAUGCUUAUAUAAACAUGGCUGUUACAAUUGUCGCCGAUCUUCGUCUCGACAAGCCGCCCCAGGAUAACUUUUAUAGAGAGCUACAUUGCUUCAAACCUACCUACGGCUACCCAAAGGUACUCUCCACUCAUCGAACGAAUGAAGAGAGGAGAGCUACCCUGGCCUGUUUCAUUCUUUGCUCGGGCAUAUCAAACUUUUUAAGAACCCAGACUAUGCGAUGGACACCUCACAUGGAAGACUCGCUUCAGAAACUUGCCGCAUCACCAGAAACUCCAAAUGACGAGCUUCUCGUUGUGAUGGUAAGGACAUACAGGAUCCAGGAAGACAUCGCGCAGAUAACCUGGCGCGCUGCCGACCAUUCCGGAAACUCGAACUCGGUGAAGGCGCCCCCUUUCAUCUACGUCAAGGCCUUGCGCGCAAACCUAGAGGCUAUAAAAGAAGAGCUCCCGGCUUCCCUUAAAGACAACAAAGUCGUCCUCUCGCACCUCUACGCCGCCGAAAUCGCCAUCGCCGACAUGUCCCUCUGGAACGUAAACCCCUGGCUAACAGCCCACCCGCCACGUCCCGCGCCCAUAAGCGGCAGCAGCGGCAACGGCAUCGACGUCGGGAAACUCGACGCCUACUACUCCAGCCUGCAAGCCUCGAAAGCGAGUCUAGAAAACUUCCUCUCCUUCGCACCAGGCGAAUACAUGUGUCUCUCCAUGUCGCUAACCCUGCACUUCGGCCGCGCCACACAGACGGUGUACCGCCUGAUGGUCGUCGACGACCCGGAGUGGGACCGGAAUAUCGUCAAAGCGGCUAUCGAUCUCAUGAGCGUCAUGGAACGCACCGCGAAUCGCUUCUUGCAGGUCCCCCAGAUUUGCGGCAUUGAGACGAGUGAUGAUCCAGAGAUGUUGGAUUAUUAUACGAAGGCGGCGAAUGCGCUCAGGGCUACGAUCCCGAGCUGGACGGCAACGCUGGAACAGUUGGGGUGUGUAUCCUCUGCGACUGCGACGGCGGUCGCGGCGGCGAGUACGCCGGUGUCUGGGGCGGGAGCGGGGGCGGAGACGAUGUUUCCGCCUGGAACGGCGAUUCCGGAGUUGUCGUCUAUGGAGUGGUUGGAUGAUCCGUGGUUGACGGAUAUGCUGAGGUCGUGGGAGGGGAGUUAGUUGGGAGACUGACUAAGUAACUGGCUGGUACUGGUU